AUGCGUAUCUUACGUUCGCAGUAUUUGAAGUACAAGGCACAGCAGGGUCUGGAAGCCAGUACAAGUCCUAAAACAACAACAACGCUGGCUUCGUUACACGAUGAAACUGAGGUGCAGCAUACAACCUCCAAAAAGGCAAAUGGAGAUUUGAAAUCAAUACAAACCGUUACGCAGACAACACGUACCACAAUACGGCGGAGUUCGAUAGCACCACUCAAGGAUAAUUCUUCGCGCGCACCCUAUAGGCGCAAUUCAAGUCAUCCAUUAAAUGAAACUACGCAGAUAGUAGCCGAUAAUUUGCAAACGUGUUUGCCAUCUGGUCAAGACGAGAUUAAUAGCAAAUGCCUUGAUGCGCCUACAACGCCAGCAGCAAUACAGCAGCGACGGCAGACAGUCGCUUGCACUAACGCCGAUGAGCUCAUCAGAUAUUAAACGCAUUAAAAAUUAAAUUGCUAAACACGCCAUGUGGGCGAUACACGCGCAUCAAUUUGGUCGUAAGAUUCUAUGAUGAAGGUGCGAAUUGGUAUACACGAUUCUAUCGUAGUUAUCAGAAUACUUUAUGGUUGAAGAUCCCCCGUACGGACGGUGGUAAUAAAAAACAAAAAUGGUAUUUUAAAUGUGAGGUCUGUCAGAAGAAAUUAUGCUCGUUCGGAACUCUUAAGUCGCAUCUUAAUUUACAUAUGAAAUUCUUUCCACAUCGCUGUGAGGUUUGUCCAAAACAGUACGCCGCUAAGAAUAUAUUAACGCGUCAUAAGAAAACAAAGCAUGUGAAUGAGGUUUAGAAGUUUGCACAAAGAAGACGUAGCACUAUUGGACGAACUAAGCAUUUACGAGAAAAUAUGAUGGUAUUAAAAAGGAUUAAAUACUGGAAUAGACGCUGAAUAUUUUAAGUUUCUUUUAUAGAUUUAAGUUUAUGUAGAUUUAGGCUUAAAACGAAGUUUACUUCUGUGACAAUCGCCCAGUGAAAAUACUUGACCAUAAUAUAUACUUAUUUGGAUUAUUUGUAUAUGUUGUAUUUGUCGAGGAGCUUUUGCAAAUUGUCUGAA
This is a messenger RNA of Rhagoletis pomonella (apple maggot), 1046 nucleotides long. RefSeq names its product protein odd-skipped-related 1-like. Lineage: Eukaryota; Metazoa; Arthropoda; Insecta; Diptera; Tephritidae. The record is from RefSeq and is a predicted model, not a curated record.